UACAAGCAGACCACUGUACAAACCCAUAAAAGAAGCAUUAGGACCCUGCAGCUGAGGAUUACGGAGAGAGUAGGUACUGGCAGAGACAGAUGAAUGAGCUAAACACAAGACAAAAAAAACGGGAUCCAGGAUCUGAUUGUAGUAGACAGACAGAUGGUCAGAUAAAUGACCAGGAGGCUGAAGAGAGACAAAGAGACAACAGAUAUAAGGAGGAGUGCACAAACUUGAAGAAGAGGAGGAGUCUGAUCUCAGAGGAAGCUAAAAAGAGUGGAGCGCGAAAAGGAACCCUUCAAAACAGAGUGAUCCUUUCUGAGUGGCCACUGACAUAGAUGUGGAAUAAACUGGAAUCUGGCAAAGAGGACCUCAACUGGCAAAAAAAAAAAAAAAAAAAAAAAAAUUUCAUCACUGAAGGAUUUUCUGACAACAUAAACAUACGGAACUGUGCAAAGGCACCAAGGAGACCAGAAGACAAUCAAACAUUAUUAAAAACAGAAAGAAGACGUGGAGAUACCACCCACAGAGAGAGACUGAGUAUACCACACACAGGGUUUACCACAGGUAAUCACACUGCAACUGAGCAACAGACACUAACCAUCAACAAACACACACACACACACACACACACACACACACACACACACACACACACACACACACACACACACACACACACACACACACACACACACACAUUCACAUUCAUUUAUUGAAUACACACCUACAUUGUGAUUGUAACACAUAGGCUAAACAACUCAAGCUUAGAGAGUUUAGACUGUAGUCAGGAGGCAUAGAAAAUCUUGGCUAUCACAGGGGACGGAUUGACUGUGAAUGGGUUGAAGCAUGGUGAGGCCCUACGAGCAACUCUCAUGGCACUUUGAACACUCUGUCCACCAAAAUAUGAACUGAUCUAUCUAAGAACAGAUUUAUUUUCCGUGUCAGAAAUCAACCCAGGAAUUUAAUUAGAACAUUAGUAGAACAUCUUUUCAAAUCAAGAGUCACAAUUACCUAAAGGACUACUCCCAAAGAGUAUUUAUGCUUUGAAGAAGCAGCACCUCCACUCUUGGAUAUCCUUCUGCACUAAGGAACGAUUCCAUCGUGUUGCCCAUAGGACUUCUGGUCACCUCUCUGUGUUGGAAUGGACAGUGAGCUGCUAAAAAGGAGUUGAGUGAGUUAGAAGAAGUUCACGCAUCACCAUUGCAGCAUGAAGCUUAGGCAUGGGGCAAGAGGGGCACUACUGGCCUUGCUGCUGAGUUUACUGCUGUCUACCUGCACCACACAAGAGAGUGAGGAGAGUCUGGAGCUCCAAGAGGAAAACAAUACAGCCAGCACUGAGAGCCCUGAUACUGUAUCUUCUGACAUAAUCAAUGUGAGCCCCCAUAGGACAUGGAUAGUCUUUAGGGACAACUCCAACAAUGAUGGAAAUAAGAAACCAAAAGGAAAUAAAAGACUUUCCAAGCAUGGCCUUCCAGGUCCACCAGGCCCUCCUGGUCCCCAGGGGCCUCCUGGUCCUCCGGGCCCCCUACUGCCUCAUCAUGCAGAGUUGAUACAGGACUUCCAAGUCAAACUAAAAGAGAUGGUAGAAACUCACUGCCAGCUCUGCGAUCAAACCCCUCGUGUGGCCACAGCUUUCCGUUGCCGACUGCACCACAACCUUUUAGUCCAACGUCGCAGUCUGCAGGAGCUCCAGCCCUUCAACACUCCCUCAUACACAGAGCAGUUCCAUCAGAGGGGACAGGGAUUUAAUGCCAGCAGUGGCCGAUACACAGCUCCAGUGUCUGGGUUCUACCAGCUCACAGCUAGUCUGCUACUGGAAUCCAGUGAGUCUCAGAAAAAACCUCACGCCAGACAGAGGGACAGUGUUAAGGCCUCUAUAUGCAUAGAGUCUCUUUGUCAGAGUAAUGUGUCUUUGGAGACAGUGACUGGAGUGAGCGCCACAGGGGGAGUAUUCAGUAUUCUCCUGACCGGGACUCUUUACCUGCAGGCUGGAGAGUAUGUAUCUGUUCUUAUUGACAAUGGGACAGGCUCAGCCCUAACAAUUCUCCAAGACAGUCUGUUUUCUGGCAUUCUUAUUGGAGUAUGAGGACACAAACAAAACACACUCCAACGACUAUAAAGAAGCCCAUUUUUACAGCGUUGACAAAAUAUAUAUUUUUAUUAGGUAAGGUAUUCAGGACAUAUUAGAAUAAUAAUUUCAAAAAAGGGAGGACUCUUUUCAAGCAUCUAGAAGAGACUAUGUUUUACUACUGUUGCAAAGGGCAGCAUGAUUGCACUGUUAUUUCUUUCCAAAAUAAUAGCAACAUUUAAACUCUGUUCAUAGAGGUGUAUGUAUUUUUUCAUGUGGUAUGCAUAUACAUUCCAUUCUUAACAGGGUUUUAUUUAUUUCUAUAAAAUCUUUUUGAGAGAAUAUUGAAGUUUGUGUAUAUUUGCAAUAAACUGCUUCCAUAACUGCUGAAACAUGC
Molecule: messenger RNA, 2459 nt
Organism: Carassius gibelio (silver crucian carp)
Lineage: Eukaryota; Metazoa; Chordata; Actinopteri; Cypriniformes; Cyprinidae
Product: erythroferrone
Exons: 8
Coding region: 1202-2080 (292 amino acids)
Molecular function (GO): hormone activity
Source: RefSeq, a predicted model, not a curated record